AUGAUCCUGGAUGCAGAUAGUUAGACAAUUCGUUCUGAAAAUGAAAUGCAUGAAGGUGAACAAAACCUAGGUGAGAAGAUACGGACUCCCUUUCAUGGCCCAAUCUCUUUUUUGUUGUACAAUGGCCAACUUUCAUGAAUUGCGCAAACUCAGGUACUUGUGGAACAAAAAUAAACAGUUUUAGGUAGAAUAGAACCUAAAUUUCCGUCUUCUACGUUAAUCUAUGAGUCCCACCCCACAUUCUUUACUAUAAAUGCUUCGAAAUUUCUCCACUAUUGAAGAAAUCCGAACCCGCAUUGGAAAAUCUAUUCUUAAACCCAUAGCCAGUAUGAAGAAAGCACCAUUUGAUCCAGCUCGAUUUGACCAUAAUGAAACCUUCAUCAGCGGAAUUCCCGUGCACAUCUACAACACAGCUCCUUUGAAAGACUAUUUGAGCCAAUUCGAUUUUAAGAAAGAAACUUCUCAUUUGACCAAGAUUCCCAUCAAAGUGCUCUACUUGAUCCACGGAAGAUAUAGAAAUUAUACUGAUACCGAAUCCAUGGGCUAUUACAUGACCGAUAAAUACUACAAACUUAAGGGAGAUGUUGACAUCCCUUUGGUUUUCGUUACCUUUGAUGUCUCUAAUCAUGGGAGCAGGCUCUUGAACAAACUGGCCAACAACGACUGGGCUGAAGGAAACAAAAAUCAUGCUUUGGACAUGGUAUCUAUAAUUGAUGAUUCUGUUCUCAAGUUGAAAUUAAUCAUGGACUACUUACCUUUCUACUUGAAUUUAGACCUGUUUGUUCCAAAAUUGACUGACUACAAAUUCGAAUUCAGCAAUGUUGUUAGCGGGUACUCCUUGGGUGGGCACAUCAUUCACAGAUUUGUUGAUAAAUAUCCUGAUUCCGUGGAUGUGAUUAUCCCAUUUAUUGGAAGCUCCGACAUUUCGUCUUUAAUGAUUGACAGGCUAUUGAAGGUUUCCCCCACUGGCUCCAAGAGAUACUUACAAGACUAUGAUGAACUUAAAUUCACUGAUGAACAGAAACUCCUUUACCCAAAAUCAUUCCACGAAUACGUGAGCAGUAUUGACCAGAGUGUGUCUGAAAACUUCCCUUUUGGUAGAAUCAAGAUGUUUGCAGCUUACGGAAGUGCCGACCCUAUUGUACCACCAGCUUACAGUAAAUUGUUCUGCCUGUUGCACAAAAUUGGGGAUCCGGAUACGGAAGUAUUCUAUCAAGAAGGAGUAGGUCACGAUGUCACUCUUGAAAUGCUCGAUAAGUCUGUCGAAUGGUUGGUUAAGUUUUAUUAAAAAGAUGCCAAUCGAAGGUAAUAGGCUUAACUCAAUAAACAAUUUCAGU
Yamadazyma tenuis ATCC 10573 is the source of this 1337-nucleotide messenger RNA. RefSeq lists its product as uncharacterized. Lineage: Eukaryota; Fungi; Ascomycota; Pichiomycetes; Serinales; Debaryomycetaceae. The record is from RefSeq and is a predicted model, not a curated record.